Molecule: messenger RNA, 2955 nt
Organism: Suricata suricatta (meerkat)
Lineage: Eukaryota; Metazoa; Chordata; Mammalia; Carnivora; Herpestidae
Exons: 2
Coding region: 3-647 (214 amino acids)
Source: RefSeq, a predicted model, not a curated record
UCAUGGCACUCGCGGUAGCGUGGUGUCUGCGCCCGGAUGGUGGGACCCGGGGUCAGCGAGGGGAGACUGAUGUUGUGCCUGCUCACCGCGCGUCUUACACAGGUGUACCCGCUUGUCAGGGUUCACCUGGAUGUGCGCGGGACACCUGUGCAUUUCCCCACUCUCAAUUCAGGGGCGGGGCCGGCGGCCUCGGGGAUUCUGCCUUGGGGCCUGUCGCCGGGGACCCUCCGCGGGAGCUGCUGUCGCGGAGGGUGACCGCCGCAGGAAUCCAUGUCGUAGACACCUGCGCCGGGAUUGGCGAGACAGCAGUCCUGGGCCAUACACCAGGCCCGCUGACACGUACACUGGAUGCGGGGCCCGGGGUGUGCAUUGCCGCUCGGCGCUCCGGUGACGCCUUUGGCACCCGGAUUCCUGCCUGCCCAGCGGUGGCUGACCACCCACCACACCCCAGUGUCGCUGCCAACUCUGCCAGUGAAUGGGACGUUCUGGGUGCUCCUUCCAGAUCUGGGACUACACACAGCCCACCCAGUGCUCUCCAGUUUCAAGGAAGAGACAUGAUCCCUGUUACAAAACAGCUAGAGAACUCCAAAGGAGCUGAGAUGAAAAUUAGGUUGUCUUGUGAAGAUAAACAUGGCUGUCUCUACUAGCAGGUCUGACUCAGGUUCUACAAAUCCUGAACCAGACCUGCGCAGAAGGAAGCUGCUUACCCGGGGCCGGCCUCAUUGUCCUCUGUUUCUUCUGUAACGUCCUCCUCUUCAGAACUGCUGUCUUGGACUCGAGGGGCUCCCUGCCAGAAGACCGUCCCCGUUCUCACCGUCUCAACCCUGUAGGUGUCUGGAUCGUCACGGGAAUGAAAGGGGACAGGACUGUUCCUGAACACACUCAUGUGACCGCUUUGACCACACACAUAGCUCUAAGGAUCCAGUAUCUUAGUCACUAAUUUAAAAUCAGUAGUAUCUUUUUGGAUUUUCAAUAUUAAUCGAGACAAAGUGCCAUAUUUUUGGCACUACCAAGGUGCUCUGAUAAGAAAUAUAGUAAUACUAUGAAAAGAUACAGAAACUAAAGGUUUAUAAACACGUAACAUAAAAGAACAGAAGGGUGGCACCUGUAGUAGCAAGAGAAGCUCAAAACAGAACGUGUUGUAGUGAAACCAGGUUUCCCCAUUUAUUCAUCAGUGAGGAAAGGAACACAUGUUUCUUCACGGCUUCAGUUCCCAGUCUUUCUGGAACUGCCGAACAAGCUACUGCUCUACGAUGUGGACAGUGUCCCUGAUUCCUGAGCACGGAAAUCACGCCUGAGGCAUCUCAGCACUCAUUUCAAGGCUCCUUUCUCAGGCCUGGCUCUCAGAGGAGUUACAGUCCGCAUCCACAUCCCACUGGCUCUGCUCCGCAGUUUAGGACUGACCUCGAUACUCAGAUGGACAACAUGUGCAGGAGAAUGACGUAAACCGCACAUGAAGUACUUAUUGUGUCUUACUUAGAACAAAUUUUGAAAAACUGGGUAACUGCCUUCCUGUCGGAGGACCAGAGAACUGACACGGAGUGCUUAUGUGCUACCUGCACGGACGCUUCUUUAAGCACGCUGUAGGUAGGUGUGCGGCAUUCUUCUACGUCGGCUCAGCCGGCUGCUCAGUGAGCUUCCAGAAUGGCCGCAUUUCCAUCCUGAACACUCGGGGAGAGCAGCCUGACUAACAGCUAGCGUUAACUUCCGGCUCCCCCUGAACCUCCUGAAACGGAACGCAGAACUGUAUGUGUUGGAGCUUGUGAUUUUCUCCAGGCUCUGGCACACUUCCUAGGAUUAAGUUGGAAGCAACCGGCAUGUCAAUGACGUUCAUCUGUAUAAAGCCAAGGCCGCCUAUUUCCACCUUUCCCCACCAGAAAGCACCAGCUUUCCACGGGUCUUGGCUUUUCCAACUGCAUGUAAAAUACAAAGCUAAUUAAAUAAAUGACUCCCUAUUCUUCUUAACGAUUGUUUCCACCCAGGAGAAGGAACGCUGCACAGAACACGCUCACCCCUUCAAGUGGCAGCUAGAAGUGUGCUCCCUUAAGUGCAACAACACUUUUCCGCUCUGCGAACACACCUCCAGGCAUGUGGUUUUUGGCCAUAUAAUACCGACUCCUAUUGUUUACUGAGGUGAAAGAGAAUAAUGAUUUUUUCAACUAAUGUUACAUUAUCACACUUAAUGUAGACUCAAUCUACUGUAUUCAAGCUGCUUGAAGUGAAAAAGUUGUAACACUUUAGUAAGUACCUUCCUUUACAUCUUUAGCGUCCGAAUCAAAAAAAGAGAAUGUGAACCCGCCAGGCUGUUCGGCCCCAUUUGUCAGAGUGGUGGGCUUCUGGACUUUGACCUUCUCGCCAUGAUGAUUCUCACUAGAGGGUGUCUCGUCUGCUGUUUCACUGGUAACUUUCGUAGUUUGAAAUAUUUCUUUUAAGUCCGCGGCAACGUUAUAAUACAUUUCUUUAGAAACCUCAGGCAGCUUCUCGGCUUCCUCCCUUUUCUUCCUCCGUUUUGCUUUACUGCAGGGACACAUACAGACAUGCCCAUUACAAAGAGACCACCAGCUGCCAGAAAUUCGAAGAACACCUUGGAAAACUAAUCCAGUCUUUCAACAACCAAGAGGAUCCGCAUAUGAAACUCUAUUCAUAAAGGCAGAAUCUUGACCAGUAAGCUUUUACUACACAAAACUAUGUCAAACAGCUCCAAACAUUAUACAAGAAUCAAAUCUCCCUCCUAUCCUCUGAAUUACAUUCCAUAAAUCACACCUAAGAUAUUAGUUUUCAGAAAAUCACUUAACCACAAAAGGACUGUUUCCUCACCUGCAAAAUGAACAUGCUAAACCAGGUAACUUUCAAGAUCUCUACAAGUUCAAAAGUUCUGUGAAUUUUGAGGCUCCUCAGUGGCUCAGUCGGAGGAGCAACUGACCCGAUUUUGGUUCAGGUCAUGAUCUCACAGUU